AUGGUAUUUAGCAUUGAAAAGAAGUACAAUUUCUAUCAUCCAUUGAAAGGUUGGUCUCAUAGUUUCAAAGUCUUGGUUACUCCUGUUUUCAACUCCAAAAAGAGCCAAUGUCCACCCCUCUAUAUCAAUAAAAAAAAUCAAUAUAUAUAUCGAAAAAAAGAAAUUUAA
Molecule: messenger RNA, 168 nt
Organism: Dictyostelium purpureum
Lineage: Eukaryota; Evosea; Eumycetozoa; Dictyosteliales; Dictyosteliaceae
Exons: 1
Coding region: 1-168 (55 amino acids)
Source: RefSeq, a predicted model, not a curated record